CAUUCAUCGUUUUUGGCUCCGUCGAUAUCAACAUGUUGCCACAACUAGUACAUCAACUAGUAAGUGUUCGACUGGUUCUGCACGAACAGGCCAACUCCCACAGGCUGGAGCAUCUCGGCUCCGUCAUCUCCAGCUUCUUGGGCCCUUCACCGACGCUGUCACUGAGCUAUGCCUGUCGCUUCAACUCUCUCCAGCUGCUGAACUGGAUUUGGGCCUCCAGUUGUACCUCCCCCGAUACGAGGGCUCCUAAUUGGACCCUUAACAACUACCUUCGAUCCGAACGCCAGUAUUACUUGUGGCAAUUUCGGAAAUCAGCGGAAGUGGCAGCCGAAUGUGGCAAUGUGGACAUGAUGAAGUGGCUGUUCGGUCACUUUUCCAAUUGUUUCGUUCCCGUGGGUGUGGUAGAAGCAGCGGCUAAAAAAGGGCAUCUGCCAAUUUUAAAGUUUUUGCUGGAAAAUGACGCUGGACGGCACUAUCCCCACAGCCACAUGCCAAUGGUAGUGACUGGCGGCAUCGUCCCGCACCAAAGUGUCCCUGAGAUUUCAGAUGAGGAGCAAGGAGAAGGCAUCGUGGUGCAUUGGGGCGGUCGCAGCAUGCUGCACUCCAUCGAGCAAAAACACGUUGAGAUUGCCAAGUGGCUUUGCCAAAACUCGCCACACAAGAUGGACAAUGAUGAAAUUCGCUGGGCGGUUGAAUAUUCUCUUCGAGUUCCUGAUAUGGAGCUGGCCAGGUUUUUCUUGCCACAAGGGAGAUCCAUUGUGGAAUUUUCGCACGAUGAUCCAGACCCGGAAGUGGUAGAGACACUACUUGAAGAGGGAUAUACCCGUCUAGACGAACACUGUGCUGCUGUGUCUAUCUACAUGUUGGCAAGAGUGGGGAGACUGGAUCUCAUGCACCGGAUUGUGCAGCUUCACUCUCCUCCUCGUGCUCGACCUCGAUUCGACUGGUCUAGUGAGUGGUUCUUCGCUACUAAAGAGGCCUGCAAAUUUGGAGAUGUUUCAGUGGUCAAAUGGUUGAUGGAACAUCCCGUCGGACUGCGUGUUGCCGAGGCAUAUCAGCAUCAUCACAGUGCAGGACCUGAGCAUUUCUUCUGUUUAGCUGCGGAGGGAGGACACCUCGCUGUGAUGAAAUAUCUCCACGAACAAGGAUACUCGGACAACUUUAAAGACGCCGCUGUCCUGGCUGUUCGUAACAAUCAUUUAGACACACUGAAAUGGCUACUUGACACCCAUGACUUCCACACCUACGGCUUCAUGGUUGAAGAAGCUGCGAGACAUCGACGCAUUAGCAUCCUGCAGUUCUUCCACCACAAUAUUUCGUCUGGCGAUCGUGAGUUUUUGCCUCCAUUUCGCCAUGCGAUUGAUGUCGCUGCUACAAACGGCCACUUAGAUACAGUGAAAUGGCUACAUGAGACUCGCUCUGACGGAUGCACUUCACUAGCGAUGAACAGUGCAGCGGGAAAUGGACAUCUUGACGUGGUUAAGUGGCUUCAUGCCAAUAGAACCGAAGGCUGUACCACGAGAGCCAUGGACCGAGCAGCUGGUAAUGGCCACCUUGAGAUGGUGGAAUGGCUUCAUCGGAAUCGAUCGGAAGGCUGUACGACGAAUGCAAUGGACUUGGCGGCGGCGAAUGGUUACUUGAAGGUGGUCAAGUGGCUCUAUGUGAAUCGAUCCGAGGGAUGCACUGUUAAGGCUUUCGAGAAGGCAAUGCAGAACAGUCACUUGCGCGUUGCCUGGUGGCUGCACGCGCGAUAUCCAAAGUGGAAUCCCUCGAUUGACACUCUGCAGAUCAAACCUCCUGAUCAGUUCGACAUCUUGCUCUUUUUGGAUGAGCAUUUCCCCAACAUUUACGAUACUCAAGACUAUGAUCAGCCGGUUUUGGCUGUCGUUACUGAGCCAGACGAUCGUCACGCGAUGACAUGGAUGCGGGAGAAACACAACAUCAUUAUUGAGGAUCACGACCCGUAGGUGAAAAGCACAAUUUCGUUUGCUCGGAGCUGAUUUUUGCACGAUGACGCUUAACUUUUACAUUUCAAAAAAAAUUGUGAGACCAAAUAAGAAAAAAAGGACUUUAACUCGACU
This is a messenger RNA of Phytophthora nicotianae INRA-310, 2081 nucleotides long. RefSeq lists its product as hypothetical. The transcript has a single exon. The record is from RefSeq and is a predicted model, not a curated record. Lineage: Eukaryota; Oomycota; Peronosporomycetes; Peronosporales; Peronosporaceae. Gene Ontology annotation, molecular function: protein binding. The coding region runs from base 33 to 1967 and encodes 644 amino acids.